This is a messenger RNA of Paramuricea clavata, 2023 nucleotides long. The record is from the annotation of a GenBank genome assembly. Lineage: Eukaryota; Metazoa; Cnidaria; Anthozoa; Malacalcyonacea; Plexauridae.
AUGGCGGCCAUGCGUCUUUGGGCUCUGCUUUUAGUUCUGCUUCUUGCCUGUCAAUUGAAGCUGAAAUGGAGCAAGUUUGUACAAAACUACGACUUAGAUAUAUGUGAAGAUCUACAAACAACUUGUACUCAAACAAUCUCGAAAAAUACUACCGAAUUACUGAGAAAUGAAAGUGGGUAUCGAGAGUUCAGUCGGGCAAAGAAAUCGUGUGUAAUUUUCCGACUUGGCCGCUUGAAUGGCCCUUCACAACUUCCCAUGUUGUUAUUACUGCUUGGUGGAGAUAUCGAAGUAAACCCUGGACAUAACUGGAAGUUCCCUUGUGCCAUUUGUCUUAAACCUGUUAAGAAGAACCAGGUGGGAAUUCAGUGCGGCGAAUGUAGUAACUGGUUUCAUGCAAAUACAAAAUGUAUUGAUAUAUCCCCGGCUGUGUAUAGCACCUUAGUAAACAGCUCAUGCAUGUGGAUUUGCCCGACGUGUGGUCUCCCAAACUUUUCAGAUUCAUUCUUUGACAGCUCAAUAGACUCACUUAAUUCAUCAAACGUCUUUGAACUGCAAAACCAAACUACGUGACCAUGAUAUUGUCCUAUGUACUGUCAAGACAUCCUGCCAGCAGAAACGAAAUGUUAAACGUAAAGUUUACAUUAAGAAGAAAGCUGAUUCUGCUCGUAUCAAGCAAGAGCUGCAAACAUUAAUUACGACUCAGCAUCAGGAACCUAAUUCAAGCGAUGUGUCAGUUGACAAGAUGUGGGCGGACUUUGAAGGAAAUAUCCGACGUAUAAUGGAUACCUCACAAAAUGUCCAGCUCAAGAUACAACCUCCCCUGGUUCAACCGCUUACUUAGAAGGAAAACAAGAAUUAAACAACAUCUUUACAAUAAGGCAAAGAAAUCAGGAAACCCUGCACAUUGGAAUGAAUUUCGGACUGCUAGGAAACGACUGCAAAAGGACUUGAAAUCUACAAGAGAAACGUAUAUUUCAGAUUUCCUGGGAACCGCGAUAGAAGAAAAUCCAAAGCGCUUUUGAUCAUAUAUUAAACAAUUAAAAAUGAGGAUCCUGGCGUAGCUGACUUCAAAGUUGAUGGCAGAAUUAUACGUGACGGGAAUUUGAAAUCGGAACUCCUGAGUAAACAGAUUUCUAGUGUGUUUACAGACGAAAAUCCUAAUAAUAUUCCUCCCGUCGGUCUAGACCCGAAACCGAGUAUUGGCACCAUUAUUAUUACAAUUCCAGGUGUCAUUAAACAGUUACAGUCCUUGAAACCACAUAAAGCAAGUGGCCCAGAUGAGAUACCCCCGUGGUUUCUUAAAGAAUAUGCAACGGAAAUUGGCCCUAUGUUGGCAGCAAUUUUUCAAACCUCCAUCGAUAGUGGAUGUACACCAUCUAAAUGGAAACAUGCUAAUGUGUGUGGUGUGCAUAAGAAUGGUCCCAAAUCAGAUCCAGCAAAUUACAGACCUAUUUCACCAACCUGCAUAUCAUCAAAGGUCCUCGAACAUAUUAUUCAUAGUCAUGUGAUGAAACACCUAGAACAACACGCGAUUCUCACAGAUGUACAACAUGGAUUCAGAGCAAGACGAUCCACAGUAACGCAAUUAAUCCUGGCGAUUCAUGAUAUGGCCAAGGCGAUCCAAGACAAUAAGUCGAUUCAUGCCGCAGUAUUAGACUUUAGCAAGGCCUUCGAUAAAGUUCCUCACAAACGUCUUAUUAUUAAGUUACAGUAUUAUGGAAUCCAUGGAUCCCUGCUUCGUUGGUUUGAGUCAUUCUUAACUAACCGUUCUCAAACAGUGGUGUGUGAAGGCAAGCAUUCCCACCCUACCCAGGUAACAUCUGGAGUGCCGCAGGGAACUGUGUUGGGACCACUUUUAUUUUUAUUAUACGUAAACGAUCUGCCGGACAAUCUGAAGUCCCAAAUCAGACUUUUCGCCGAUGAUGCAUUACUAUAUGGCAUAAUGUCAAAUGAGGAAGAUGGUGACCAACUCCAGGAAGAUUUACAACAACUCGAAGAGUGGCAAAAUAAGUGGCAAAUGUAA